Molecule: messenger RNA, 1667 nt
Organism: Neltuma alba
Lineage: Eukaryota; Viridiplantae; Streptophyta; Magnoliopsida; Fabales; Fabaceae
Product: probable flavin-containing monooxygenase 1
Exons: 5
Coding region: 56-1642 (528 amino acids)
Molecular function (GO): NADP binding; N,N-dimethylaniline monooxygenase activity; flavin adenine dinucleotide binding
Source: RefSeq, a predicted model, not a curated record
UAAGCCUUGAAACAUUUUCUUCCUUCCUUAUCUGGCUUCUUAGUUUCUUCAAACUAUGGAUUCCCAUCAAAACCUGCCCCUGCUGGUUUCGAAAAUCGGCAUCGUAGGAGCUGGAGUUAGCGGCAUUGCUGCUGCAAAACAGCUAUCCCGCCAUAACCCUAUCGUGUUUGAAGCCUCAGACUCGAUUGGAGGGGUUUGGAAGCACUGCUCCUAUAACUCCACCAGGCUUCAGUCCCUCCGAUCUGACUAUGAGUUCACUGAUUUCCCAUGGCCUGAUAGGGACAACUCAGAAUUUCCCACCCAUUUGGAGAUACUGAAUUACUUGAAAUCUUAUGCUGAGCACUUUGAUGUGCUCAAGAACGUAAGGUUCAACUCUAAAGUGGUGGAAAUUCGGUUUGUUGGUGGCUCCGGCGACCGUGAUAACUCAGAUAUCAUGGGGUUAAUCGGUGGUGGUGACUAUGGAAGCCUGCUUCCUGGUCAGCCUGUGUGGGAAGUUGCUGUUCAAACUAAGGAAUCUGACAUCAUUCAGUGGUACGGCUUCGAGUUUAUAGUGUUGUGCAACGGAAAAUACGGAGACGUGGCAAAGAUCCCGAGUUUUCCAAGAAGCAAGGGGCCAGAACUAUUUGAAGGACAGCUUCUUCACACACUCGAUUACUGCAAACUUGAUCGCGAAGCUGCCACUAAACUUCUCAAGGGAAAGAAGGUUGCAGUCGUCGGUUUCAAAAAGUCCGCCAUCGAUUUAGCCCUCGAAUGUGCAGAGGCUAACCAAGGACCUGAAGGGCAGCCCUGCACAAUGGUGGUAAGGACUCUGCAUUGGACGGUUCCUCAUUACCGGAUUUGGGGAUUGCCUUUUUUCUUGUUCUAUUCUACAAGAGCUUCUCAGUUCCUUCAUGAAAGACCUAACCAAGGCUUCCUCAAAACCCUUCUCUGUCUCCUCUUGUCUCCCAUGAGGCGUGGGAUUUCGAAAUUCAUUGAAUCCUACAUACUAUGGAAGCUUCCUCUGGAGAAGUAUGGACUAAAACCAGAGCACCCAUUUGAGGAGGACUAUGCAUCAUGUCAGAUGGCUGUAUUGCCAGAUAAAUUCUUCCCUGAAGCUGAUAAGGGUAAGAUUGUCUUUAAAAAAGCAUCCAGGUGGUGGUUCUGGAAUGGAGGAAUUGAAUUCGAAGACAACACUAAAGUGGAAGCUGAUGUGGUGAUUCUUGCCACUGGCUUUGAUGGGAAGAAGAAGAUUAAGACCAUUUUGCCUGAGCCUUUUCGGAGCCUCUUGGAGUACCCUUCUGGAAUUAUGCCAUUAUACAGGGGAACUAUUCAUCCAUUGAUUCCAAACAUGGCUUUUGUGGGUUACGUUGAAAGCGUUGCAAACCUUCGCUCAUCCGAGCUACGUUCCAUGUGGCUCUCUCAACUGGUAGACGAUAAGUUCAAGCUUCCAAGCAUUGAGAAGAUGCUUUCAUACACACUUCAGGAGAUGGAAGUGAUGAAGAGGUCUACCAGAUUCUACAAAAGGCACUGCAUUUCAACUUAUAGCAUCAAGCACAGCGAUGAAAUAUGUGAAGACAUGGGGUGGAGUUCUUGGAGGAAGAUGAGCUGGAUAUCAGAAGUACUCGGCCUUUAUGGCAGUGGAGACUACAAGAAGGAGAACUGAAAAAAUUAUACUUGGGGAUGCGUUA